Molecule: messenger RNA, 492 nt
Organism: Penicillium cataractarum
Lineage: Eukaryota; Fungi; Ascomycota; Eurotiomycetes; Eurotiales; Aspergillaceae
Product: GFA family protein
Exons: 3
Coding region: 1-492 (163 amino acids)
Molecular function (GO): carbon-sulfur lyase activity
Source: RefSeq, a predicted model, not a curated record
AUGCCAAUGAAACUCGACGGAAGCUGCCAGUGUGGUGGCAUCGAAUUCACCCUCCAAUCUCAAACCCCAGUACCCUAUCAGUUAUGCGCCUGUAGCAUCUGCCGCAAAGUCGGCGGCUACGGUGGCAGCGUGAACCUUGGCGGCAUCGCCGAUAGCCUCAAGGUGCUAAAGGGCCAAGACCUGAUCAAAAAAUACUGUGGAAUCAAAGACCGCGGAACUCCCAACGAAGAACUCUGCUCUUCAGAGCGUAACUUUUGCUCGAAUUGCAGUACCAUGUUGUGGCUGUGGGAUCAUCACUGGCCGGAAUUGAUUCAUCCAUUCGCUUCAGCUAUUGAUACUGAGCUGCCGGAGCCGGCUGAGAUGGUUUGUAUUAUGGAAAGUUCUAAGCCGACAUGGAUGCGGUGGCCGGAGGGGAAGAAGAGCACUCAUACCCUCUACAAUAAGGAUAGCCUGGAGGAGUGGCAUAAGAGGCAUGGGUAUUUUGUUGAGUGA